GCGGCGCGGCGGCGGCGGGGCGGGGCGUGCGUCCCGCGGCAGUGGCGCGAGUGUGGUGACGCGAUGCGCUCGUUCGUGAGGGCGGCGACACUAGCGGCGCUGCUGGCGCUGGCGGCGGCCGCGGCGCGCCGCAGCGACCAGGACUUCGAGUUUGACGAUGACACGGACGCGGCGGGGCCGGGCGGCGGCGCGCACUCGCGCAGGCCGAGCCGCUACGUGUACGACCCGCACAAUUCGCUGUGUCGCUCCCUGGUGUGCAAGAAGCGCGAGGUUUGUGUGCUGCGGGACGCCUUCACUGCACUCUGUGCUACCAAGAAGGAUAUCUUACGGCGAGGUGACGUGCUAGUGGCCGCGAGCAGCGCGGGCGGCGCGUGGGAGGGCGACGCGCGCGACGCCGGCGACUGGGAGCGCGACGACAACAGCGACGACGACGUGUUCUACGACACGUCCGCGCACGACGCCGACGUCGACCCGGACCUCGACACUGAAGAUGCCAAGCGGUGCGUGGGCUGCGGCGGCCGCGCGCGCGCCCAGUUCCUGUGCGGGUCGGACAACCGCACGUACUCGUCGCUGUGCCGGCUCGACCUGCACAACUGCGUGCGGCGCGGCGCGCGGCCCGUGCGGCUCGCCUGCCGCGGCUUCUGUCCGUGCGCGCCGGGCGCCGCGACACGCGCGUCCGGCGCCGCAGGCCGCACGUCGGGCGCCGCGAGCCGCGCGUCCGGUGCCGUGCCGCGCGCGCCCCGGCGCCGCGCCCGAUUGCGCUCGCGCCCCGACCACUACGAUGACUGGCGGCGACGAAAAUCUGAGGCUUCACACAAUGAAGUAUUACCGGAGAGGCAGACGAGGCGGCGGCUCUCACAAGGAUCCGAAGGCUGCGCACUGGACAAAAUGGCGAAUCGACUUCUAGACUGGUUCUCGGUAUUAAUGGACGAAGCGGGAGCGACGGCACCGCCGGCGGACGGGUUCCCGCGCGACUGCAAGCCCGAGGUGCGCUGGAUGUUCGCCCACCUGGACACGGACGGCGACGGCCUGCUGUCGGCCGCCAACCUGUACGCGCUGCGCCACGACGAGCGCGAGCGCUGCCUGCGGCCCUUCCUGGCGUCGUGCGGCGGCGGGGGCGCGGGCGCGGGGGCGGGCGGCGUGUCGCGCGCGGAGUGGUGUCGGUGCCUGCGGCGCGCGGCGCGGCCGUGCCUGGCGCUGGCCCGUGCCCACGCGGGCGGCGCGGCGGCCGGCGGGUACGUGCCGGCGUGCGACGCGCGCGGCUUCUACCGGCCGCGGCAGUGCCACGCCGCGCUGGCCGUGUGCUGGUGCGUGGACCCGCACGGCCAGGAGCUGCCCGGCUCGCGCACCAAGGGCGCGCCGGCCUGUCCCGGUGAAAAGUCAUCGGAGGGCGUAGAGGGUGUGGAGGGUGCAGAGGGCGGGGAGGGCGGGCAGGGUGUGGACUCGGGCGCGCCGGCCGACGACGAGGACGGCGCGGGCAGCGGGGACGCAGAGCUACACUUCUAGCCGCUCCACAAGCUAAUUGUAAACACUACAAUUAGAAAUAUUCACUAAAAAUCUCGAGAUCAUCUGUAUUUCAUAUUUAUUUGAAUAUUAUGACCGUGACACAAUCAAGCUUGCGGCCAAACAGUGUACGAUGUACGUUCACCUGACCGCGGGCGAGCGUUCGUUAAUAAGUAACGAAACUAGUAUCUGCUCUCUAGUGGUGGUGCCAAGGGCGUAAAGCUAAAAAGCUGGAGCACAAGAUGAUUUCCUCAGUGGUUAUCUUUAUCAGGUAACUCAGGCCCCUUUGCUCAUCUAUAAGUUGGUGGCGUGUCCUCUACACGUCUCCCUUACAAAAUAUUAUGAAAUUGAAUUAGUUCAGCGUGCGUCACUAUGUAUCGAUCCAGAAUAACAUUACUACCUAUAUUUGUGUAUAAAUAGGUAAAGACAUUUUAACUGUAAAUUAACACAAAUAAAAUUAUAGGUACUUAGUCAUAUACAUAAAUAUUAUACAAUAUUAUAUAUUAGCGUGUAAGUUUAUAAGAAGGGCCUGUUUCGUGGCUGUGGCGCGCACAUUCAUAGGUCGCAUACAGUAGGUACUGCUGUCCAAGUUACAGGUUACAGGCCCGACUUAGGUUCAGUAUGCUUCCGUUGCCAAGACCCCGCUAUAAUUAGUAAAACAAUGUGUACUUACCUAUUUAGUAAUUAUAAUUAAAUAUAUCUGUUACCGUAUAACAUAGAUUCUGCCUUUGUUAGAGAUUCAAACAGAAUAGGAUAUGCCUUGGUUGUAAGCAUGACGCGGAAGUAAAAUUAGGUGAAUUUUAAAUUAGACUACCUAUUCCUAUUUUCCUUGACUACUUAUAUACGUAUGUACCUAGACAGCAAUGGCAAGAUGUAACUAAAUAGGUCAUGGUUGAACUUAGUGUGUUAUGUAUCCGCAUGUUGUCUCCCGUGGAUACACCAUUUAGUCGUGGAACAUCUUGAUCACUGUUCUGCUGCAACACUGCGAAUAAUAAUUGGCCUAAGAAAAUAGAUAGUCUAUUCAUUGAUAUGUAACCGUCCCCCUAAACAUCUGCAAUUUACUGUUUAAAUAUUAAUAAGUGUAGAACUAGAUCACUACUAAGGUAGGUAGAUAGGUACUCGCCUACCUACUUAACUUUUUCAAAUGCAAAUUUAUAGAAGCAAAGAAGAAGUACCGAAAAUUGUUUGAUUGAUUGAUUACAAAUAAAAUUAAUUAUUGUUUAAUUUUUUUUUUUGUGUAUUUACCUUCACGACUUUCCAGGGCCAGAAUUGAUCAAAAGGGGCUGGUGGGACUGGGUCAACGCCAACUUGACCAUGAUAACGACAAAGACAUUUUAAUACACACUUUAAAUAUUGCCAACAUUAACCCCACCCUGGACUGAUGUAUAAGGGAAUAUAUUUUUUUUGUAUUUUUUAAGUUUUAUUUUUUGCUGUCGACACUUACUCGAAACUAGUAGAGCUUUUCUCAGUAUAUUUACGCGAGUAAACCAUUGUACGUAGCCCCUAGUAUGUGUAUCUAGGUACCUGAGAUUUGGCCGUGUUUGGUGUUGGUCUAAGCUAGCAGGUACCUAUGUAUACAUUCACUGUACACAGUAAUACUAACUCUACUAACCUUUCAUAAGUACCUAUUAUACGUCAGAAAAUAAAUAAAUCUCGGGGCUCUGGGAACUUGAACUAAAAAUUAUGGAUACCUACAAGCUCUUUUCAUUACCUACUUACUUUUUAAGUACAUAGUUAUUGUUUAAGUAAGUACCUAAAUAACGUAAAAAUUUCAAGCGAUUUUGGCCAAACAUGAAACAAGACAGUACCAAACACUAAUGUCUUGUCUAUUCGAGGUAUUUUAUUCCGAAAAGUUAGACUCAUUCGAGAAACUUACCUAAUACAGAUGAUAGCUACUUAAAUUCUUGUUAACACAAAUACCUUUGUAGGUUGAGUGGUCGCAACGGCAACUGACAAAAAUGGGGGUUCGAUCCCCUUACGAGGCAAUUUUUGUACUUUCAGUUUUAGAAAAUUCUCAAUAGGUGUAUUAUUACUGUCAGUCAGAUAGUGAGGUGUGUGGUGCACAUAAUAAUACGAUGCGCUCCUGUCCGAGGAUGCAGACACUUCAUGUUUCUUAUGAAUAUUUUGUAAUUAGAUUUAUUUAUAGAUUCAUAAUUAUUUUAAGUUGUAAGUACGUACAAAUAGCAUUUAAUCACAUUAGUUAGAAAAUUAUUUGCACUUUUUUAAGUCUGUCACUGUACUCUAAUAAAUAAAGAUGUACUUAACUUA
Molecule: messenger RNA, 3771 nt
Organism: Spodoptera frugiperda (fall armyworm)
Lineage: Eukaryota; Metazoa; Arthropoda; Insecta; Lepidoptera; Noctuidae
Gene: Cow
Product: proteoglycan Cow
Biological process (GO): establishment of protein localization to extracellular region
Molecular function (GO): calcium ion binding; protein binding
Source: RefSeq, a predicted model, not a curated record